Penicillium pulvis is the source of this 210-nucleotide messenger RNA. RefSeq names its product mitotic-spindle organizing protein 1. The transcript is spliced from 3 exons. Gene Ontology annotation, biological process: gamma-tubulin complex localization; microtubule nucleation by interphase microtubule organizing center; mitotic spindle assembly. Lineage: Eukaryota; Fungi; Ascomycota; Eurotiomycetes; Eurotiales; Aspergillaceae. Gene Ontology annotation, cellular component: gamma-tubulin ring complex; centrosome; spindle. Bases 1 to 210 code for a protein of 69 amino acids. The record is from RefSeq and is a predicted model, not a curated record.
AUGCCUACGGAUGCUGAUAACAAGCGCCAGGCUGCGCGUGAUGUCAUCGAUAUUCUCGAGGAUAUUUCCAAAAUCCUGAACACCAACCUAAGCCGCACAGAGCUAUCUCUAUGUGUCUCCCUAAUUGAGAAUGGUGUCAAUCCUGAUGCUCUUGCGGCCGUGGUAAAAGACCUGCGCAAGGAGUCGGCGACCGCCAAUCGGGGCCAGUAG